GUCACGGAGUCGGGGAGCCACCGCCACCGCCAUGAACAAGGAUCUGCGCAGGGAGCGUGACUCGGCCUCCUUCAACCCCGAGCUCCUCACCCACGUCCUGGAUGGGGGCGCCGAGCGGACCCGGCGCCGCAGGGAGAUCGAAGCCUUAGUUCUGAAUGAUCCAGACUUCCAGCAUGAGGAUUUGAAUUUCCUCUCCCGCAGUCAGCGCUAUGAGGAGGCCAUCAGGAAGAGUGCCCUGAUGGUGGUGAAGCUCAGAGAGUAUGGGGUUGCAGAUCCUGAUGAAAUCUACUGGUUUAAAAGAACUUGCCAGGGCUCUUUUGUUGAACCUUUAGGUCUCCACUUCAGCAUGUUUACAAACACCUUACAGAACCAAUGCACUGUUGCUCAGCAAGACAAAUGGCUACCUCCGACCUAUGGACUCCAAAUAAUUGGAACCUAUGCCCAGACUGAGAUGGGCCACGGAACUCACCUUCGAGGCUUGGAAACCACUGCCACCUAUGACCCCGCUACCCAGGAAUUCAUCCUCAACAGCCCCACUGUGACCUCCAUUAAGUGGUGGCCAGGUGGACUUGGAAAGACCUCAAACCAUGCCAUAGUUCUGGCUCAGCUCUACACCCAGGGCCAAUGCAAAGGGCUGCAUGCCUUCAUUGUACCCAUACGGCAGCUGGGUACCCAUGAGCCCUUGCCAGGCAUUACUGUGGGUGAUAUUGGGCCAAAAUUUGGUUAUGAUGAAAUGGAUAAUGGCUACUUAAAAAUGGACAACUUUCGCAUUCCCCGGGAGAACAUGCUGAUGAAGUAUGCCAAGGUUGAACCAGAUGGCACGUACGUGAAACCAGUCAGUGACAAGCUGACUUAUGGGACUAUGGUGUUCAUCCGAUCCCUCAUUGUGGGGGAUUCUGCUCGCUCGUUGUCCAGGGCUUGUACCAUUGCCAUCCGCUACAGUUCAGUGAGGCACCAGUCUGAGCUAAAGCCAGGGGACCCGGAGCCUCAGAUCUUGGACUAUCAGACCCAACAAUACAAACUCUUUCCUCUCCUGGCAACUGCAUAUGCCUUUCACUUUGUUGGAGCCUACAUGAAAAAGACCUAUCACCGCAUCACUGGUGACAUCAACCAGGGGGACCUGAGCCAGCUGCCAGAGCUCCACGCGUUGACUGCAGGGCUAAAGGCAUUCACUUCAUGGACAGCCAAUGCUGGCAUCGAAGAAUGUCGAAUGGCAUGUGGUGGGCAUGGCUACUCUCGUUGCAGUGGCCUUCCUGAUAUCUAUGUCACUUUCACCCCAUCCUGCACCUACGAGGGAGAAAACACAGUCAUGAUGUUGCAGACUGCUAGGUUCCUGAUCAAAAGUUACACCCAGGUUAGUUCCGGUCAGCUGGUUAGUGGCAUGGUGUCCUACCUUAACGACCUCUCAGGGCAACACAUCCAGCCACAGCAGGUGGCUGCUAGGCCUACAACAGUGCACAUCAAUGAUCCAGCCAGCUUGGUGGAGGCAUAUAAACUGCGGGCAUCAAGGCUUGUUGAAGCGGCAGCAAAGAACUUGAAAGCUGAGCUGAACCGCAGGAAGAGCCAGGAGGAUGCCUGGAACCGAACCUCUGUUGACCUGGUGCGAGCAUCUGAGGCACACUGUCACUAUGUGGUGGUGAAGCUUUUCACAACACAGCUCUCAGAAAUUAAUGAUGCAGCUGUCCAUGCUGUGAUGAACAGUCUGUGUCUCCUGUAUGCGCUCUAUGGAAUCAGUAAGCACACAGGGGAUUUCCUGCAGGCGGGCAUUUUGACAGAUGCACAGGUUACUCAGGUGUACCAGCGUGUGAAGGAGCUUCUGACUGCAAUCCGUCCCAAUGCUGUAGCACUAGUUGAUGCCUUUGAUUUUCAUGAUAAUCACCUUGGAUCUGUGCUUGGCCGGUAUGAUGGCAACAUCUACGAGAAUAUGUUUGAAUGGGCAAAGAAAUCCCCACUAAACAAAACCGAGGUUCAUGAGUCUUUCCACAAACAUCUGAAGCCAAUGCAAGCCAAGCUGUGAAAACUGGAUGUCAUUGCUUUCCUUCAGGCACCUGAAUCAAAUCUUUGAAAUCCCAAUAACUGUAGGACAGUAAAUAAUUUGUAGCCUCUUUCCAUUUUUAUAUAUUGACAGGGUAGGGUGGGGGAAAUUAGAGAGAUUUCAUAAGAAGUGGAUUUGCUUUUUUUAAAGUGCAAUUAUAAUCCUUGAGAAAUGAUCCUUUUAAGCAUUAGGGAAAGUUGUACAGAUUCAUGCAAGCCUUCCAUUUGUGAAGCUGCUAACUGCAGAGGUCACUCAUCUGGAAAGCAUAGCAGAAUUUUACUACUAAGUAGUUAACUGCAUUCAGGCAAUAGCUGCUGACGAACAGCUACGGCUUGUUAAAAACCACACUUUUAACUCAGCAACACCCUUCUGCCACCAUGGUGCACCCCAAUAUACACACACAGCUGCUGACUGAAUCAUCCUGCACCUUGCUGUGCACAGUGACGCCAACGUGAACUGGUCAGGAUCCAAGGGUUUACGCAGGGAGUUGGGUCUUAAUCAAAGCUCUGUGAUAUUCUCCAUUUUAAUCCAUCUCUCUCCCAGUUAAUUACUCCUGUCUCUCUGGGCCCAGCACUGAACCUCCUUCCCUGCAUCAGGACCUUCCAGAUGCACUUCGGAAUUAUAUCCCCUUUUUCCCCUCUGGAGCUCAUCCUCAAUCAAAUCAUCCAGUGAGCUUUCUCCCUGGUAUUUCAUUCCAUCCUUUCUUUGACCCGCAAACACCCCCAUGUCCAUCACUGGCACCCUCCCCUCUUUGAGGCUCUCAACUAAUGGCAGCUUUGGAGAGAAAACAGUGACACUAUUCUGUCCCCCCCCUUCCUCCACCAAGGCACAUUUCAGCCAGGAGCAUGUUAAUGGGAGUUCUGCCAUCUUUUUAAUCUUUAGCGUUUCCAUAGUACUUCACAUCUGCAAAACACUUUACAAAUACUAAUAUAUAAGUAUGCUGUCAAAAGCCACAUUUGCUGGUGGGAAAUUGCAAAUCUGACCAAUUGUGCAACUAGUGCUUGCCAGUAUUUGAUAGCAAAAGUUGGUUGGUUUGGGGUCUUUUAGCCCCAUUGGUCUUGCUCUGUGAUGUACUGUGUCCAAACAUGUGUUGCAUGGAAACUCUCAACAGUCUCUCCUAGUGCAAUGGUUCUCAAACUUCUUUGAUCAGGCCCCUCCUUCUUUGUGUCGGUAGUCGUUUAUGCGCCCCAGUGUAUAUACCACCACCCAGCUCUGAAGGCAGAGCAGCGACUGCUGGCUGGGCACCCAGCUCUGAAGGCAACGCCGUGCCAGCAGCAGCACUGAAAUAAGGGUCGCAAUGCCCCAUUAUCACCCAUCUUCCUUCUGUGCUACUGCUUCCGAUCCAGGGCUGACAGCCAGAGCUCUGCCACCUCUAGGUGAGAGAUUGAGCAAAUGGGGGAAGGAAAGCCCGAGCCCACGUGGUGAGGCUCCAGCUGCCCUCUUUAUCCCUGCCUCUUGUGUGUGCUGAGCCCCAGUCACUCGGAGCUAACAGCCAGAGCUCUUUUAAAAAACCAAAACCCUUGACGCAUUCCUGCGCCUCCCUUGGGAAGCACGCCCCAUAGUUUGAGAACUGGUGUCCUAGUGGAACAUCUGCCGUCUUUUCCCCGUUAACUUCCAAUGAGAUUUCUCUGAAAUGUUUAAAAAAGUCCCUGUUAGUACUGAAUUGAGACUUACACAAUUGCUUUCUGUAUUAACAGAUUAAAGACUUAGCUUUUAACCAAUCCUCUGUGAAAUCAUAAUCCUGAAAACCAGAAAAUGGUUUAAGUUUGUCCUCUUCCAGAAAUCCUUUUUCCAAAACAAGUGAAGAGCAGCAACUUUAAGUUUAAAGAGCUCCCUUCAGGAUAAGCCGUAAUCCUGUGGUCCAGAGAUGAGACUAAACCUCUGGAGAAGCUGGGUCUCUAAGUGUUUUGGCACCCUGUUGUGAAAAUCUGUAGCUUUGGACAACAUUUCCACAGAGGCAUUUUUGCACUAAUCUCUUCAACUAGAAAGGGUAGCUCAGUGUAUUAAACCUGGACUGACAUACAUAAUUUAAAAAAAAAUCAAAACUUUUUGCUGCUGAACCUUCCAGGUCAAAUGUAUCUUCUGUGCUGUUCAGUAUAAGAAGUGUGCCCUUGCCUUCCGCUUAAUUCAGUGGAACACUGUUGACAAGGGGCAUUGGAGAAUCCGCAGGGGAAGGGUUAAAGAUUGAUAAAGAACAUCACUAGCAGAAUAUAUGUACAGACUUAAUAAACUACAGAAACUCAUUUUCAAACAAAA
Molecule: messenger RNA, 4291 nt
Organism: Trachemys scripta elegans
Lineage: Eukaryota; Metazoa; Chordata; Testudines; Emydidae
Gene: ACOX1
Product: acyl-CoA oxidase 1
Exons: 14
Coding region: 32-2017 (661 amino acids)
Biological process (GO): lipid homeostasis; fatty acid beta-oxidation using acyl-CoA oxidase; very long-chain fatty acid metabolic process
Cellular component (GO): peroxisome
Molecular function (GO): FAD binding; fatty acid binding
Source: RefSeq, a predicted model, not a curated record